AUGAAUUUUGGAACCAUUAACAUAAAAGGGGCAGGAGGGGUGGGUAAAGCUAAGGUAGUUAGAGGGCUAUUGUCAAAGUAUGGGUUAAACUUUAUAGCGAUCCAGGAAACACAGUUCAGAGACUUACCGGAUAGAGUAAUAAAAAGGUUUUGGGAUAACACAGCGUUUGAUUACAUCAAAGUGGAUGCAGAUGGGAGAUCGGGUGGACUGUUAUCAAUCUGGAGUCCCGGGGUAUUUAAAAAAAAUCUCGAUGUUAAAACUCAAAAUUUCAUUUUAGUUAAAGGGCAGGUAACAGGGGAACAGGAGGAGAUAAUCGUUGUGAAUGUUUAUGCUUCGACAGUACCAAGUAAUAGGAGACAACUGUGGAAUGAGUUACUAUCGUUAAAGCAGUCAGUCCAUGAAUACAAUAUGGGUGGAAGGAGAUACACGUUUAUGUCAGGAGAUGGGAGAAACCUAAGUAAAAUCGACCGAGUACUAGUAUGUGGUGAAUUUAUAAUGAGGUGGCCAGAUGCGACUUUGUUGGCACUGAACAGAGACGUCUCGGAUCAUUGCCCAUUAAUAUUAACAACUGUUAAUAAUUUUGGGCCAACUCCAUUCCGUGUAUUUCACUGUUGGAUGGAUGCUACCGGUUUUGAUGAAGCGGUAAGGAAAGGUUUGGGGAAGGGGUGCGAUUCAAGCUUCAAGGAUGAAUGUGUAGCCAUAAAAUUUAAAGCAAGAAGAGAUGAACUAAAAACAUGGAGAAGUAGUGAAAAAGCAAAAGAGGAGGAGCUAUUGGCAACCACAAACGAAAACCUACAAAAAUUAGAAACAGAAGCGGAAAGGAGAAGCCUUACGGCGCAAGAGAUUGAGACUUGGCAAGGGUAUAAAAGAACAAUAAAGGAGUGGCAUAAAGCGAAAGCAAAGGAUUUAAUCCAGAAGUCACGAAUAAAAUGGAUCGCUUUGGGGGAUGAAAACAACGUUCUUUCACACGGUAGUAAAUAG
Molecule: messenger RNA, 981 nt
Organism: Helianthus annuus (common sunflower)
Lineage: Eukaryota; Viridiplantae; Streptophyta; Magnoliopsida; Asterales; Asteraceae
Exons: 2
Coding region: 1-981 (326 amino acids)
Source: RefSeq, a predicted model, not a curated record